Messenger RNA from Cyanistes caeruleus (blue tit), 1339 nucleotides. Its product is annotated as nucleoside diphosphate kinase-like. NCBI's taxonomy places the organism in Eukaryota, Metazoa, Chordata, Aves, Passeriformes, Paridae. Gene Ontology annotation, biological process: UTP biosynthetic process; GTP biosynthetic process; CTP biosynthetic process. The record is from RefSeq and is a predicted model, not a curated record. Gene Ontology annotation, molecular function: nucleoside diphosphate kinase activity.
UACACGGGCUGAGAGACCCACCGAGGCCACCAGCGGGGGACACCGUUUGCCACAGCCACCGGGCCACCCGCGGGGGACAAAGCUUCAAGGACCAUGGCUGCCAUUGACGAGCGUACCUUCAUUGCCAUCAAGCCCGACGGGGUCCAGAGGGGGCUGGUGGGGGAGAUCAUCAAACGCUUUGAGAGGAAAGGAUUCAAACUGGUAGCCAUGAAGUUAAUACAUGCCUCUGAGGACCUUCUGAGGGAGCACUACAUCGACCUCAAGGACCGGCCGUUCUAUGAUGGCCUGGUGCAGUACAUGCACUCGGGACCUAUUGUAGCCAUGGUGUGGGAAGGUCUUAAUGUGAUUAAGACUGGAAGAGUAAUGCUGGGCGAAACCAAUCCAUUUGAUUCCAAGCCUGGCACUAUUCGUGGGGACUUCUGUGUCCAAGUUGGAAGGAACAUCAUUCAUGGCAGUGACUCUGUGGAAAGUGCUGAGACUGAGAUAAAUUUAUGGUUCACUCCUGAAGAACUGGUUGAUUACAGAAGCUGUGCUCAUGAGUGGAUAUAUGAUUAAAACCCACACUGAAUCUUCUGAUAUCCCCAUGUCCAUGAGCAGCUGCCAGCCUCUAGCUAUUCCAAAGAAUUCCCUGGUAGAAACCUCAGAAAACAGUGAGAUUGCUCUGUUGUGGAUGUUAAAUAGUCAGUGCUUGCUGCUCCUUUGAUUUAAAAGAUGUCAAGUUAUAGAUGGAAUUGCACUUUUAAAAGCUGUUUCUGGGAUUGAGAGAUAGGAGGUGAAAACACAAAGCAGAUAAUAGACAUAUUUUUCUGAAGCACUUUAUAGUCAUAAAGAAUAUUUUGGUAAACAUAAAAACAAACGGAUAAAUUAUUUUUUGGUAAAUAAAUAUGCAAAUGGCUCAGAGUCAGAGGUUAACUUUGCUAAAAUAUUAGAGGGCAACUGAUGGUGUAUAAAUGCUUUGAUAAUAUGCCCAAAAUGCUGAGCAUUUACUUAAUAUCAAGUCAAGUGUGUCCCCAUUCCUAAAACAGCUGCAGAAAAAAGCCCAUUUCUCUCCCCAGAACAUGCUGUGACCAUAGAGAGCUCAGCUCUGGCUAAAAUGACAACUGGCCUCCACACUGACACUGUUUCAACUUGUUCUUUUUUUCAAUCCACAUGGGAUUUAUUUAGCAUUUUAAGGAAAGAUUAACUAACCAGGCUUUAUGAAAUGUCCUUUUAUGUGAAAAGCAGAUUAAUGUGAGGAUGGAUGAGGGAGAUUCUACCUUCAGUCACUUCAGUGCAGCAGCUCUCUGACAUUGCACAAAGCAAUAAGUGGUGUUUGUUUUGCCAGCUGAACAGGUGAUAA